Melitaea cinxia (Glanville fritillary) is the source of this 1056-nucleotide messenger RNA. RefSeq lists its product as uncharacterized. The transcript has 3 exons. Lineage: Eukaryota; Metazoa; Arthropoda; Insecta; Lepidoptera; Nymphalidae. The record is from RefSeq and is a predicted model, not a curated record. The coding region runs from base 1 to 792 and encodes 263 amino acids.
AUGAAUCAAUAUGAGACAGAGAGACGCCUGUGUUGGUGCUAUGGUUUCUUGAGUAUUUUGCUAGGAGUUUCGGUGAUAUGUACUGCAAUACCGUAUAACCACUGGAGAGUGACGUUAGACGUUUGCCCUGGUAGUUGGCUCGAGAACUCAAAUUGUGGCUGUAUCUUCUACGGAGUUAGUACAUUUCAGUAUUUCAGUGGCGGGCACAAUUCAUAUUGCCUGUAUGCUAUAUUUGCUCCAUUACCGCUAGUAGUGUACGCGCUCGUGAUGACUCUGUUUCAUAUGUACAGAGUUUGUAUCAAUAACAUUGGACAAUAUGAAGGUGAAAAAUCAGCUACAGUUGAAGAAAUUGAAGGAGAAACAAUAAUCGUAACUUCUAGAGCCAGAACAACAAGAGAGAAUGAUGCAGUAAUGUACUGCUGGAUACCAACGUCUUCCAUAGCUGCCGUCUUUGCCAUUUACAAUUUAGUUCAUUCUUCGAUAAUGACCGAUGGUUUCCUAAAAACUUGCCAGCAAUACCGAGGAUACUUAGUUCGGGAACUUCAUGCAACAGGAGAUCAUGCUACUGCCAUUCACUUUCGCUUGAGUUGUCAAGCUAUUUUCGACUUUAUGGAUUAUAUACAGAAGGAUGCACCAAAUAGCCGCAGAGGAGACUUUAUUAAUACAGGAAUUGCUUUGCAAUUGGCCCUAAUAACGUCUUGGUUGGCUGUUAUUUUGUGGAUAGUAGUCUCAGCAUAUACAGCCAUUAGAGCAUACAAAGAAAGAGAAGUUUUAACCUGCUGUGGCAAUUAAUUAUUUAUAAAAAGGUUUUAUUAACUUAUUAUGGUAACUACUAAAUGUUUUGAUUGCUUAUAUCUUAAAGAUAUUCAAAUUAUAAAUUUUACAAAUAUUACUUAUAUACAAAAUAAGAUAUGAACAGAAAAUAUAUCAAAUUCCAUAGUUUAUCCCACCGUCACUUUUAAGUAUUUUUAAAUGACAACGAAAUAUUAUUAAUUAAUUAAUUUAGUUAGUGAUUAGUUGUCCUACUAUGCAAACUCUUAAAGCUUAAUUGAAGUA